Molecule: messenger RNA, 1086 nt
Organism: Camellia sinensis
Lineage: Eukaryota; Viridiplantae; Streptophyta; Magnoliopsida; Ericales; Theaceae
Source: RefSeq, a predicted model, not a curated record
CAAGCAUUUGCUUCUGAAAGGAGUUAUGCACAAGACACAUUGUCGGUGUGUCUGGAAUAACUAAUUGGAUGAUGGGUUCUAUUGCUGUUUGUUUUGGUUGUUUAUCAUUUAUAAUGUGCUGGACAAAUGAGAAAGUAGAGUAUGAGAUGGAUAUGAUUGAGUCAGCCGUGAAAUCACUCAGGUCACUCAGGGCGUUGAUGCCUGCAAAAGAAAGGCAUGAAAGAGCGUGAUGAGUUACGUGAAGACAUUGAACAGCUGUGUAUGCAGCAAGCUGGUCCUGGUUACCUUGCUGUGGCUACUCGAAUGCAUUUUCAGAGGACAGCUGGCUUGGAGCAGGAGAUUGAGAGCUUGAAAAAGAAGUUAACUGCUUGCACUAGAGAGAAGUUAAAUCUCCAAGAGGAGCUUUCGGAAGCUUACCAUAUCAAAGGCCAGUUGGCUGAUUUACAUGCUGCAGAGGUAUCAAAGAAUAUGGAAGCAAAGAAGCAGGUUAAAUUUUUCCAAGGUUGUGUUGCUUCUGCAUUUGCUGAACGAGAUCAUUCAAUAAUGGAGGUUACUACUUUUUCCCCUCUUAAAGUUUCUAUGUUCUGCUUGGUGCACAGGAGAAGGUUGGGGUUUAAUGCCAAAAAAAAAUUUUUACAUAUUUAGCAAAGAAAGCACAUUUAUUUGAUGGUAUACACCUGGUAAACUUAGAACAGCAGAAGAACACAUCUGACAAUCCAUCAACUGACAACAGUAGCUGAAAUGUUGAAGGUGAUUGCUCACAUCCGUGGGUUUUAGUCUCAACUCAAAGGAGUUGGGGAUAGAAGGAAAUAAAUAAUAUCUAACAUCUGGUGAGUGAUUGUGUUCAUCAAUAGAGGUUAGUUUUAAUUCACGUAGUUGGGAAUACCGUGCGUGUAACUAAAAGCAGAAGGUGGCCGACUAUAAAUUGGUCUUUUUAUGUGGGUUUCUAUAAUUUUUAAAAGGGACCACUUAGGCCACAUUAAGUAACAUUCAUAUAAUUAUAUGGGCUUAUAAGAAGUGGGUAGCAUUUCUAAAUUUAGAUAGUAAUCGUCUACGAAGCAUGGACACGACCUCAUUAAGUAACAU